CCACCGAGCCCCUCUACUUUCCCAGGCACGCUCUCAAAGUUUUGACUUUUUGCAGCAAAAGACAGCAGGUUGAUGAAAAUGUUUUAUUAUCUUCCAGAUCUUCAUGUGAACUACCCAGAAAGACUCUCUUUUUAUUUAUAGAUUUCAAAAACACUCUCAUUGAAAGGACACCGCUCUGUUGUAGGCUAUCAUGGCAUAUUUGCAAGAACUGAAAGAAGGGAAUGGAUUUUGCCAGAGGAGAUGGGUAUGAAGCUUCGGUAUAGCUGAUUGGGAUUUUUUAGAGAAAAGUUUUUUUUUCUUCUUCUAAAGGCUUGAGUAUUUUUUGUUUUUUUCCUUUCUCUCCGUCAUUCGCGGCUGUUCUACGUUUGUUUUUACGUUUUGCUCGGGUCUCCACCGUCUUGCUUCUUGCGCAAUAUUUAGUUAAAGUUGUAGUUUCUUGGUAAUGUUAGCGGUGGGGCAAAUGGACGGGUCUCGCCAAAGCGCUUUCCUACUCAAUACCCCACCUUUGGCUGCUUUACACAGUAUGACCGAAAUGAAGACUCCACUUUACCCAGCCUACCCGUUAUCUUCCACUGGACCAGCAUCCUCCACUUCACCGACAGCUACCUCUCCGAAUCCAGGUGGUAUCCCGGUCUCGUCCCCGGGGAUCAAAAUAUCCACUGGAUUUUCGACUUUCGGUGCUCAGUGCUCAAUCGCCACACCUCACGGAAUAAACGACAUCCUCAGUCGACCCUCGAUGUUCACCGGAGCGGCGGCGGCGGCAUCUUCUCCCGCUGGAAUCUUGUCUGGACUGCCCCGUUUCAGCAGCCUGAGCCCUCCGCCACCUCCAGGGCUGUAUUUCAGCCCCAGUGCCGCGGCCGUGGCGGUGGCUCGCUAUCCGAAACCUCUGACAGACCUUCCAGGCAGAACCCCGAUAUUCUGGCCUGGAGUUAUGCAAAGCCCUCACUGGAGAGACGCCAGAUUUGCAUGUUCGCCACAUCAUAACUCAGUGCUGCUGGACAAAGAUGGGAAAAGGAAACACACGCGACCAACGUUUUCCGGGCAGCAAAUAUUUGCCCUGGAGAAAACAUUCGAGCAAACGAAAUAUUUAGCUGGACCUGAGAGAGCGCGGUUGGCCUACUCUUUAGGAAUGACAGAGAGCCAAGUCAAGGUGUGGUUUCAAAACCGAAGAACAAAAUGGAGAAAACGGCACGCGGCUGAAAUGGCCUCGGCGAAGAAAAAACAAGAUUCAGAGACCGAAAGGCUGAAAGGGGCUUCGGAAAAUGAAGACGACGACGACGACUACAACAAACCUUUAGAUCCAAAUUCGGACGAUGAAAAAAUAACGCAGUUACUGAAAAAACACAAACCAAAUUCAGCUCUUAUCAUUCACACGUCGGAAAACGAGAGCUCAUAAAAUGGAAACGGGAAAUGGGUUGUCAAAUCCUUCAAGAAGUGUCAAAAAAUAAUGUAGGCUACUGUUUUUUUCACCAAGUUUGGGCUCUGGUUUGAGAGGAAGGAUGCAAAUCAGAGGAAUAUGCACUAUUGGUGGAGCUGAACGUGCAUCUGUGUCUGCAAUAGACACGUUUCAACACAUAGACAACGGUACUUUUUUUGUAAAUUAACGGCGUGAGUUGUAUCGCAUAGGAAUUAUAUUACUGUGAAUAUUUAUGUGUAAAAUAUUUUGAAUAGUAAACAU
Molecule: messenger RNA, 1678 nt
Organism: Sinocyclocheilus anshuiensis
Lineage: Eukaryota; Metazoa; Chordata; Actinopteri; Cypriniformes; Cyprinidae
Product: homeobox protein Nkx-6.1-like
Exons: 3
Coding region: 443-1396 (317 amino acids)
Biological process (GO): regulation of transcription by RNA polymerase II; cell differentiation
Cellular component (GO): nucleus
Molecular function (GO): DNA-binding transcription factor activity, RNA polymerase II-specific; RNA polymerase II cis-regulatory region sequence-specific DNA binding
Source: RefSeq, a predicted model, not a curated record